Exaiptasia diaphana is the source of this 591-nucleotide messenger RNA. RefSeq lists its product as uncharacterized. The record is from RefSeq and is a predicted model, not a curated record. Gene Ontology annotation, biological process: DNA recombination; DNA integration. Gene Ontology annotation, molecular function: DNA binding. Lineage: Eukaryota; Metazoa; Cnidaria; Anthozoa; Actiniaria; Aiptasiidae. The transcript has a single exon. Bases 1 to 591 code for a protein of 196 amino acids.
AUGAGGUUGAUUCAUACUCAUCUUGACUUCCGCAUCGUCGAUCACUUAAUGUUUUGGGCCGCAUGCUGUCUGGCUUACUUUGGCUUCCUACGCUCGGCUGAGUUUACUGUGCCAAGCCUUGAGGCCUAUUCGCCCGUGUAUAACCUUAAUGUAUCCGACAUCUCGGUCGACGCGCUGGACCAACCCACCUGUAUUAGGGUAAAUAUCAAAGCUUCCAAGACUGACCCCUUUCGCAAAGGGUGUUUAAUUUACAUUGGCAAGGCCCGGCCUCCUCUGUGUGCAGUGGAAGCCCUACURAAAUAUCURGCCGUUCGCGGAGACUCUUCAGGACCGCUCUUCCUGCUUCAGUCUGGGGUGCCGCUCUCUCGCACUCUCCUCACCUCWYGGCUUAGGGACAUUCUCAARUUAGCCAAUGUCCCAGGCAACUACUCAAGCCACAGCUUUCGCAUUGGCGCAGCGACGGUAGCGGCACGGAACGGUAUGCCCGACCAUCUUAUCCAGACGAUGGGUCGCUGGUCAAGCGACGCCUACAAAACGUACAUUAGAACGCCCGCAUCUGAGUUAACUUCGGCUUCGGCCAAGUUAUGCUAA